AUGAAGGCGCAUAUUGUGAGAGAAUACCUUUCUCCUGACUUCCUCCGCGCACUGAAUACGUACUCCCUUCCCACCCUUGCAAGUGAAAUCAUGGGAACUUCCAUGUAUCACCUUAACAUCUUAGUGGGCGGCACCUCUGCAGUGAAGAUAACCACGGGUGUUGUUGAGGUCGUAGUUAAGGGAGCAGUUUAUUCGGAAUAUCUCAUUGCCAUAUAUGUCGUCUCAAAGGUUUUAUUACCUAUUGAGAUGUUUGGCAGUAGUGAUGUUCCUCCCCCUCCUCCUUGUCGUUCUCCUCCUCCUCUUCGCUCGGGAUAG
Trifolium pratense (red clover) is the source of this 315-nucleotide messenger RNA. RefSeq names its product fasciclin-like arabinogalactan protein 11. The coding region runs from base 1 to 315 and encodes 104 amino acids. NCBI's taxonomy places the organism in Eukaryota, Viridiplantae, Streptophyta, Magnoliopsida, Fabales, Fabaceae. The transcript has a single exon. The record is from RefSeq and is a predicted model, not a curated record.